Otolemur garnettii (small-eared galago) is the source of this 2639-nucleotide messenger RNA. It is a transcript of the gene TCIRG1, whose product is annotated as T cell immune regulator 1, ATPase H+ transporting V0 subunit a3. Gene Ontology annotation, cellular component: plasma membrane; vacuolar proton-transporting V-type ATPase complex; vacuolar proton-transporting V-type ATPase, V0 domain. Lineage: Eukaryota; Metazoa; Chordata; Mammalia; Primates; Galagidae. Gene Ontology annotation, molecular function: proton-transporting ATPase activity, rotational mechanism; ATPase binding. The transcript has 20 exons. Bases 82 to 2577 code for a protein of 831 amino acids. The record is from RefSeq and is a predicted model, not a curated record. Gene Ontology annotation, biological process: vacuolar acidification; proton transmembrane transport.
CGUGGCGGGAGCAGUGUUCUUCCUGGCCCGCGCGGAGCGGGGCAGCGAGGAGCAGAGCAGCGCGCAGCCCACCUGGGGACCAUGGGCUCCAUGUUUCGUAGCGAGGAGGUGGUGCUGGUCCAGCUCUUUCUGCCCACAGCGGCUGCCUACACCUGCGUGAGCCAGCUUGGUGAGCUGGGCCUCGCGGAGUUCAGAGAUCUCAAUGCCUCAGUGAGCGCCUUCCAGAGACGCUUUGUAGUGGAUGUCCGUCGCUGCGAGGAGCUGGAGAAGACCUUCACUUUCCUGCAGGAGGAGGUGCGGCGGGCUGGGUUGGUGCUGCCUGCUCCUGAGGGGAGGCUGCUGGCACCCCCACCCCGAGACCUGCUGCGCAUCCAGGAGGAGACCGACCGCCUGGCACAGGAGCUGAGGGAUGUGCGGGGCAACCAGCAGGCCUUGCGCACCCAGCUACACCAGCUGCAGCUACACUCAGCCGUCCUGGGCCAAGGCCACGGGCCUCCGCUGGCAGUCACCCACACGGAUGGGCCUUUGGAAAGAACACCUCUGCUCCAGUCCCCUGGGGGACCCCAUGAGGACCUGAGGGUCAACUUUGUGGCAGGUGCUGUGGAGCCCCACAAGGCUGCAGCCCUGGAGCGCCUGCUCUGGAGGGCCUGCCGUGGCUUCCUCAUCUCCAGCUUCAGGGAGACGGAGCAGCAGCUGGAGGACCCUGUGACGGGUGAGCCUGUGACGUGGAUGACCUUCCUGAUCUCCUACUGGGGUGAGCAGAUUGGACAGAAGAUCCGCAAGAUUACUGACUGCUUCCACUGCCAUGUCUUCCCAUUCCUGGAGCAGGAAGAGGCCCGGCUCAGGGCCCUACAGCAGCUGCAACAGGAGAGCCAGGAGCUGCAGGAGGUCCUAGGGGAGACUGAGCGCUUCCUGAGCCAGGUGCUGGGCCGAGUGCAGCAGCUGCUGCCGCCCAGGCAGGUGCAGGUCCGCAAGAUGAAGGCCGUGUACCUGGUCCUCAACCAGUGCAGUGUGAGCACCACACACAAGUGCCUUAUUGCCGAGGCCUGGUGUGCCACUCGAGACCUGCCCACACUGCAGGAGGCGCUACUGGACAGCUCGAGUGAGGCUGGAGUGAGUGCUGUGGCUCACCGCAUCCCCUGCCGGGACAUGCCCCCGACACUCAUCCGCACCAACCGCUUCACGGCCAGUUUUCAGGGCAUCGUGGACGCCUAUGGCGUGGGCCGCUACCAGGAGGUCAACCCUGCACCUUACACCAUCAUCACCUUCCCCUUCCUCUUUGCGGUGAUGUUUGGCGACGUGGGCCAUGGGCUGCUUAUGUUCCUCUUCGCCUUGGCCAUGGUGCUCUCUGAGAAUCAGCCAGCUGUGAAGGCCGCGCAGAAUGAGAUCUGGCAGACCUUCUUUGGGGGCCGCUAUCUGCUUCUGCUGAUGGGCCUGUUCUCCAUCUACACCGGCUUUAUCUACAACGAGUGCUUUAGCCGUGCAACCGCCAUCUUCCCCUCGGGCUGGAGCGUAGCCACCAUGGCCAACCAGUCUGGCUGGAGUGACUCGUUCCUGGCCCAGCACGAGGUGCUCACCCUGGACCCCAACAUCACUGGUGUCUUCCUGGGACCCUAUCCCUUUGGCAUUGACCCUGUCUGGAGCUUAGCUUCCAACCACUUGAGCUUCCUCAACUCCUUCAAGAUGAAGAUGUCUGUCAUCCUGGGGGUCACGCAUAUGGCCUUUGGGGUUGUUCUUGGAGUCUUCAAUCACAUGCACUUUGGCCAGAGGCACCGGCUGCUGCUGGAGACCCUGCCAGAGCUCAUUUUUCUCCUGGGGCUCUUUGGCUACCUCGUCUUCCUGGUAGUCUACAAGUGGCUGAAAGUGUCAGCUGCCAGCGCUGCCUCGGCCCCCAGCAUCCUCAUCCACUUCAUCAACAUGUUCCUCUUCUCCGGCAGCCCCACGAACCAGCCGCUCUUCCCGGGCCAGGAAGUAGUACAGUCCACGCUGGUGGUCCUGGCCUUGGCCACGGUGCCCGUGCUGCUGCUUGGCACGCCCUUGCACCUGCUGCGCAGGCAGCGACACCACCGCUCACGGAGGAGCCCCCAUGGCAGGCAGGAGGAAGACAAGGCUGGGCUGCUGGACUCCCCUGACAUGUCUGUGAAUGGCUGGGGCUCUGAUGAGGAAAAGGCGGGGUACCUGGAGGACGAAGAGGAGGCUGAGCUGGUCCCCUCCGAGGUGUUCAUGCACCAGGCCAUCCACACCAUUGAGUUCUGCCUAGGCUGCAUCUCCAACACGGCCUCCUACCUGCGCCUCUGGGCCCUGAGCCUGGCCCAUGCCCAGCUCUCAGAGGUUCUGUGGUCCAUGGUGAUGCACGUGGCCCUGGUCAUGAGCAGGGAUGUGGGCGUGGCAGCUGUGGUGCUGGUCCCCAUCUUUGCUGCCUUCGCUGUGAUGACUGUGGCCAUUCUGCUGGUGAUGGAGGGGCUCUCAGCUUUCCUGCAUGCCCUAAGGCUGCACUGGGUGGAGUUCCAGAACAAGUUCUACUUGGGCACUGGCUACAAGCUGAGCCCCUUCACUUUCGAGGUGGAGGAUGAAUAGUACCCAGACCCAUCCUGACCACUCUGGGCCUCGCAAGGAAUAAAGAGGAAGGAGACCUGAAA